Molecule: messenger RNA, 1808 nt
Organism: Chelonus insularis
Lineage: Eukaryota; Metazoa; Arthropoda; Insecta; Hymenoptera; Braconidae
Gene: Dnai2
Product: dynein, axonemal, intermediate chain 2
Exons: 8
Coding region: 1-1800 (599 amino acids)
Biological process (GO): cilium movement; outer dynein arm assembly
Cellular component (GO): outer dynein arm
Molecular function (GO): dynein heavy chain binding; dynein light chain binding
Source: RefSeq, a predicted model, not a curated record
AUGGAGAAAGAAAAAGAAACUCAGUAUGUUUACACAAAAAAUCGAGGACAAUUUGGGAGAUGGUGUAAUUUUACGGAACAAGAUAAAGUGGAAGUUGAUAUAAAACCUGAUAAAAGUCUAAUGAAUAAUUUUAUUCGACUUGAUCCAGUAACUGCAGGUACUCAAUGCAGUAAGACAUUUGCAGCCCAUGAGAUAAAUACAACAACUGCGACUUUCAAGGAGUCGGGAAUGCAUCAUGUUGAAGGUGGAUGGCCAAAGGAUAUAAAUAUGCAUGAUUUAGAACAAACAGUUCGAUACAGGCGUAAAGUAGAAAAAGAUGAGCUGUACAUUCAUACUAUGCUUCAAUUAUUACCAGGCAUGGAGCAUUGUAUUCUUCAAAAUAAUGCAUGCAAUAUUUAUGAACAAUAUUUUGAUGAUACAGAAGCAGUUCCUUUAAUACGUAGGGCAUUUUCUAGAACCGUUAACGUUUAUCGUGACCCGAUUCCUCUAAAACGUCCUAUUACUCAUCUUUCAUGGUCUCCAGAUCAAGGAACACGAAUGGCAGUCAGCUAUUGCAAUAUAGACUUCAAGAAAUCUUCAAUCCACAGUAAUUUUUCAUACAUUUGGGAUAUAGAAAAUCCCAACAAUCCUUUUGUGACAUUCAAGCCUUUUUGUCCUAUUGCUUCAAUGGAAUACAAUCCUAAAGACAGCAAUACCUUGGUAAGUGGAUUGACGACAGGUCAAGUAGCUUGUUGGGAUAUCAGACGAGGCUGUGAACCCGUAGAAACUAGUAUGAUUGAAAACAGUCAUCUAGACGUUUGCAGUAAAGUCCUUUGGAUCAAUUCCAAAACUGGUACAGAAUUUUUCAGCUCAUCAAAAGAUGGACAAAUAAAAUGGUGGGAUACAAGGAAACUCCAAGUACCUAUGGAUACUUUGGUAGUUGAUCUAUCAAAACCAGAAGAACAGGACAUAGAUCGAGCAACCGGAGUCACGGCCUUACAAUUUGAACCAUCUAUUGGAACGAGGUUUAUGUGUGGUUUAAAAAAUGGUACUGUUAUUUCUGGUAAUCGUAAAGGAAAGACACCUGGAGAAAAAAUGGCUAUUAGAUUUAGGGCUCAGUACGGACCAGUGAUCAGUGUCGAAAGGAAUCCAACUUUUGUGAAAAAUUUUUUGACUGUUGGUGAUUGGACUGCACGACUCUGGUCAGAAGACUGUAGAGAAUCUUGUAUAUGUUGGACUCCAGGUCAUCGUGAGCUUCUGACUGGAGGUACUUGGAGUACCACAAGAUUUUCAGUUUUUUUUUUAACCAAGCUAGAUGGUACUUUAGAUGUUUGGGAUUUACUUGUUCAACAAAAUGCUCCAGCUUUGAGUAUAAAAGUUUGCGAUGAAGCUUUAACUUGUGUUAAACCUCACGAGCAAGGCCAACUAGCAGCGGUUGCGGGGAAAAAUGGAACAACUUACUUAUUAGAAUUUUCUGAGACUCUUACUGUCAAUCAAAAAAAUGACAAACUAUUAUUCACUGCUCUUUUAGAACGAGAGACACGAAGAGAAAAAGUGAUAGAAGCAAGGAACCGUGAAACGCGUUUGAAAAUGAGAUCAGUGAAAGUCGAAAUUGAUCCCGAGCUUCAAGGAGUCAGUUCAAAAUCUAAAAAAAAGGUAUCAUUACCACCCGACCCUCAAAACCCUGCAAUUCUUCAAAGUGAAAACGAAUAUGAAGUUGCACUAGAAGCGGAAAUAGCAAGGUACGCAUCAAUGGAGGAAAAUGAAGUAAAUAAUAAUCAUCUGCCUAAUGAAGUAAAUGGAGUGACACCGGUAAUAUGAACUUUAAG